AUGUCGGCCAGCGGGGCCGUGGAUCACUUGGAUCCGGAGCUCAACGGAGUCUUGCGCUCGCUAUUUCGUGACAAGGUGCUAUGGCAGCGCGUCCAGGAUCUCCAGCUCUUGGUGGCGUGCCCUUCCAUUGACGCCCUGGCCGGCGUACAGGUCACGCCAGUCAUGGUCCGCCAGCACAUUCUUCAACCAUCUCAGGUCAAGCCAGGCGUCUACCAGUGCUUUGCGGGCGGUGCAGGCGUCGAGCUGACGGUAGCUGGUGGAAAGAUUGCGCCGGUCCAGGCAACCCAGGAACGAGCCGAGUGGUUUGCCCAGAUUAUCUCGGAAGAAAAGUAUCAUUGCGAUAACGGCAUCGGAGUCGUCCGUCUCAUCUGCAUUGAUCGCAUCCUGGGCCAGGCCCAGACGGUUCAUGCCGAGGCCAUUCCCGAUUACACAAUCGGCCACGAGUGGCUGGCCUGGAUUCAGGGCAGCAUGCCCGCUGAUCAGAUUAUGGAAAUUCAAAAGGACUGCAACGAAUUCAACUCGGCCUACGUCAUUGGCACAGGUUAUUUGUCUUACGUUGUGGACAAGAUUGAAAUGAUGGUGGAGGAGGCGGCCGAAUCGAUUGACGAGCAUUCCUCGGCAUUGCAGGCGCUCCCCAUGCACGACCAAUUGCGCCGAGAUAUCGCCUGCCGACAAGCCGCCGAGGAACUGAUCAUGAUCAACGUGUAUCCAAAGGUAUUUGCAGCACUUGUGAAGGAAACGCAAGGGGCGUGUGAUGCACUGGCCGCAGCGCUACGCACACAUGCCGGGACAAGCCUCGCAGAUGUUGGGGCAGACCCGUCCCUCCAGCUGGACUUGACGCAAGCGGCCAGCGAGUUGCGGGGCAUGUGUACGGCCAGCUCAGCGCUGGAGAAACAUCGCUAUCUGCGGUCGACAUUGGACCUGAUUGCGUGUGCGUCGACGGCCAUUACAGCAGACGACCUGAUUCCGCUACUCAGCUUGGUCAUGAUCAAGUGCGGGGAUUCGACGUUACCAGCUCAGCGUCUCUUUCUGGAGCGUUUCGACGUGACUGGGGCCUUUAAGGAGCAGGAGGGGGUGUUUUCGAGCGAGCAGCAGUACCGACUGACAACCCUGAUUGCAGCGCUGGAAUACCUGAGCAACCCCAAUUAUCCGGAGAGCGCCGAUCCCGUCGAGGCCGAGGCCGAGGCCGGGAGCCUGGGAGGCAGCAGCCAUGGCACGGGCUCGAGUCUGGGGCCGGCCAGCGGGAGUCACUCGCACAACACGAGCUGGGAACAAGCCUCAACGGUGGAGACGAGCGAACGAGCACAGCGUCAGCGUGAGGAGGAGCGCCAACGGCGAGAGGCCGAGGCCGCUGGCCAGGUGUACCUCAAGCCCGUGGACCGGCGCGUCUCAGACAGUGAUGUGGGCCCCCUUCUGGCCCGCAUCAGCAAACUGGGCAUUUGUCGCGGCCUUCUGGAGGUUUAUUGCAGUCGUAUGACAUGCCAAUGCAAGAGGCAUGUCAUACUACCCCGCUUCGAGAAGUUCGUGAGCAAGUUCGAGCGGACGCACAUACACAUGGCUACCUGCCAACAACCAAACCAAACGCCACACGUGAACACCAUCACCCCCACACCCCCAAAUCCCCCCUAUACUCCCCAUGGCCCAUUGCCGUUGAAGUUACACCUUGUUGAAGAACCGCGAAACAACGUGUGUGCGUGUGUGCGUGUGUGCGGUGUGCGUGUGUGUGUGUGCGACUUUUCGCUGUGCACAAUUCCAUGUGUGUGUGUCCUCUCGCUUUUUGCGCCUUUUUUUGUUUAUUUUCUCUCUCUCUCUCUCUCUCUCUCUCUCUCUCUCUCUCUCUCUCUCUCUCUCUCUCUCUCUCUCUCUCUCUCUCUCUCUCUAUUCGGCUCCAUCACACAUUGCCACCACCAGCUCUGCACGCUCUCGCUCUCUCUCUCUCUCUCUCUUUCUGUUUCAACAUUUUCGCGCGACCUGCCCACCAUGCGGCCGCACGCCAACGCUCGAUUAAAAGAUGCGCACUUUCCGGCCUGGUUACAACCGCCGGCGGCGACCGCCAACCUCGCCGACAUGAUUGGCACCCCCCACACAGGCAUGAUGGUCGCCACCUCGUCUGGACAGAGCCCGUAUGGUUUUACCGAGCAAGACCUUGAAGGCACAUUGUCAGGAACAGACAACAAUGGCGAUGACGAUGACGAUGGCUUUCGCGAUGCCUCCUCCCUCACUCGCGAUGUCACCUCCAAGCCCUCGCUAUCGCAUACACCCCGAGCCCAAGACGUUGAUGACAUGUGGCUUGCACCCCAACAUAAGACCGAUCUGACUCGGCCCGCCCUUCGGUCGGCCCUGCGCUCCAGCCGACGCACCGCCAAUGGCAAUGCUAGCCCAAGCACUUCGUCGUCAAAGCCUUCCCGCUCCGUCCGCAUCUGCGAACAAACCACCCCCACCCCCGCUGGCCCCAGCCGCCGCUCGGCCCGGGCUCCCCUCAAGAGCCCCGCUACUCCCAAAGACCUCAGUGACAACAUGGGCGUCUUUCAGUUUGACGAAGAUUUGGACAUGGACGAUGCCCUCGAACAUGCCACUGCCGAGCUCGGCUUGGAUGAAGCUGACGACGUCCGCGAUCACGAACUUCGCCACCUCAUUGUCCUGCUCGAGCAAGGCCACGCCACCCCGACCUCGCCCACCACCACCGACCCCACGGCGCGCGCCGAGGCAUCAUCUGUGCCCCUCACAGCGCUCGCCGACGCAGCCGAUGAUGUCGACUUUAUCGGCCACACACUGCUCAUCGACCCCGAAGCUAGCAGCACUCGUCGCGGCAUUAACCGUCGCUCCUCCCCCCUUCAUCUGCCCCAGAGCCACCACCACCGUGGCUCUCCCUCGGCUCAUUCCCCCGAAGCCGCCUCCCGCUCAACUUGGUCUCAUGGCUCCUGGAAGGGCACACCGGCAAAGCAUCGCGCCGUCACAACAGCUGCUCGCCAGCAUCGGUCUGGCAGCUUUGGUGGUGCCCGAAGCACGCCCGCCAACAACAGCCUGGGCGGUGGCUUUGUCAUGCUUCCCUCCCAGCAAUCAACUAGCCUCGGGCUGGACGCCGCCUGCGAGGAAACGACCGACCUGGCCAUUGGUUGGAUCAUGCCCGACCAUCCCACCGUCAAGCCACGUGGCAGCUCCAUCAACCUGGGCACGCCGGGUCCCCAACUCCUGACCCGUAGCAGCAGCACCCAUGCCUCGGUCACUGCCAGCCUCCACCGUCGUCAAUCUGCUGGCCUUGUCGAACAAGACUACCAUGCCUUUCGCUCCCGCUGCCUGAACCAACGGACGCGGUCCAAGCCCGGCUGUGCCCCUGACAUGCUCUUGUUGUACCAGUUUUGUACCAUGUAUCAAGAGUUUCGCACAGUGGUCCUCGAGGACGCGGCCCGCUGCUCUGCGACAGCGAGUAGUGAUGCCGCCAAGCAGCGCGUGCAACAGGGCCUUGACCUGCUCUGGACUUUUUACUUUCAUGCACUCGAAGCGCGCUUCCGUCCCUGGCUCUAUCGAGCCUUUGAGGAAGCCUGUUUGGAGUGUGAGCAGGGUUUUGCCCGCCUGCGCGAACUCGUCCUGACUCUAAAGGAUCAAAACGUGGACGUGGACGUGACUCCCGAGAUCCAAUCGCGACUGGACAAGGCUGCAUUUUGCAACCCAACGCCCCUCUCCUCUCCCGCGGCCUCUUCUCCAGCCUCCAGUGAGCGAGUCAGCUUUUUUUGA
Messenger RNA from Monosiga brevicollis MX1, 3735 nucleotides. RefSeq lists its product as uncharacterized. Gene Ontology annotation, biological process: mRNA stabilization; early endosome to late endosome transport. Lineage: Eukaryota; Choanoflagellata; Craspedida; Salpingoecidae. The record is from RefSeq and is a predicted model, not a curated record. The transcript has 16 exons. Gene Ontology annotation, cellular component: plasma membrane; early endosome; late endosome. Gene Ontology annotation, molecular function: RNA cap binding; SNARE binding; guanyl-nucleotide exchange factor activity. The coding region runs from base 1 to 3735 and encodes 1244 amino acids.